Molecule: messenger RNA, 519 nt
Organism: Parnassius mnemosyne (clouded apollo)
Lineage: Eukaryota; Metazoa; Arthropoda; Insecta; Lepidoptera; Papilionidae
Source: the annotation of a GenBank genome assembly
AUGGAACAAAAGCAAUAUAAUAACAGAAUUGAAAUAACUGGUAUAUCGGGUAUUGAUGGCAUUAAUCAUAAUAAGAUUACUACAAUAUUAGCAUCCAAAUUAGAUAUGGAUGCGAGUUCAAUUAAAAGCUUAACACAAGUAGAAGGAAGAAAAGGAAAGGAUGGAUAUCUGCUACUGGAAUUAAAAGAUGAAACAGAGAGUGAGAAGUGGAUACAAGCUGCAAAAAUGAAGGUAUUAAAAGUGAAUGAUAUUCUUCCUAAUGCAACUAUGAAAUAUGAUGAGGGUAAGGAUAGAAUUAUGUUGAGACGUGCACUCACAAAAUCAAAUAAAACAAUUUUGUGGAAUGCAAAAAAACAUUUAGGUUCAGAAUACAAAUACAUUUGGUUUAAAAAUGGAAAAAUUUUCGCUCGAAAAGAAGACAAAGACAAGACCAUAACUAUCAGGUGCAUCGAUGACAUCCAAAGACUAACAAAACGAAUCAUUUCUCAUAAUACGGAAGUAAAGGAAGUAAUCAGUUAA